AUGGAAAUUUCAAUAUAUCUGUCGGUCCUGUAUAUCGCUGUCUGUAAUGGACUGCCAUUUGCCGAUCAAUUGGCCGCCAAUGAUGUGGACAAUAGCCAUAAAUGGGUCGUAUUGUGCGCCGGGAGUAACGGUUGGAUCAAUUAUGCCGAUCAGGCAUUAAUAUACAGGGCUUACCAUCAGUUCCGCUCGUAUGGCAUACCGGAGAGCAAUAUAAUUGUCAUGCAUUACGACGAUAUCGCAAACAACAGUAAAAACCCUAACCCAGGGGUUGUAAUUACCGAGAAAGGUGGUGAAAAUUGGUACCAUGAUAUUCCCAAAGAUUAUGUCGGCGCCGCUGUUAAUCCCACCAACUUUUUAAAAGUAAUAAGUGGUGACCAAGAAUUGCACGCAAAAGGUAGGAAAGUAGUGAACAGUGGGCCAACCGAUCACGUGUUUUUGUAUUUUGGCGAUCAUGGUGGACCAGGUAAUAGAUUUUAG
Medioppia subpectinata is the source of this 477-nucleotide messenger RNA. Lineage: Eukaryota; Metazoa; Arthropoda; Arachnida; Sarcoptiformes; Oppiidae. The record is from the annotation of a GenBank genome assembly.